Messenger RNA from Gadus macrocephalus (Pacific cod), 680 nucleotides. RefSeq names its product cytoglobin-1-like. The coding region runs from base 12 to 587 and encodes 191 amino acids. Gene Ontology annotation, molecular function: heme binding; oxygen binding; iron ion binding. The record is from RefSeq and is a predicted model, not a curated record. The transcript is spliced from 3 exons. Gene Ontology annotation, biological process: oxygen transport. Lineage: Eukaryota; Metazoa; Chordata; Actinopteri; Gadiformes; Gadidae.
UGUCCUCUGACAUGGACCGGGCCGGGGAGGAGGCGGAGGCGAUGGAGGUGCCCAUCCCGCUGAGUGAAGGGGAGCAGCUCAUCAUCCAGGACACCUGGGCAAAGGUCUACCUGAAUUCUGAAGAAGUGGGCGUGGCCAUCUUGCUCAGGUUUUUCAGGAACGAGCCCAGCUCCAAGCUCUUCUUCAGCCAAUUCCGGGACAUGGUAGACCCCCUGGAGCUGGAGCGCAGCACCCAGCUGAAGAAGCACGCCCAGCGGGUGAUGAGCGCCAUCAACACCCUGGUGGAGAACAUCCAGGACGAUGCCAAGAUGGCCUCCGUGCUGAAGAUGGUGGGCAAGGCACACGCAAUCAGACACAAGGUGGAACCUGUCUACUUCAAGAUCCUGUGUGGGGUGAUCCUGGAGGUUCUCGGGGAGGCGUACCCGGAGGCGGGGACGGCGGAGGCGGCCGCCGCUUGGACCAAGCUGCUGGCCACCGUGUGCUGGAAGCUCUCUGCCGUGUAUGACGAGCUGGGCUGGACCCCCGGGCCCGGGCACCAGGACGGGCAGCAGCAGCAGCAGCACCACGACACCUCAAGCAGCAGCUAGUCGUCAACCCAAGCCCUUACGCCCUUAUGGCCCCCUCGCUCCUCCUGGCAUUCUGGGAACUUUUGACUGGUUUUAUUGACGUCCCGAAACCCA